Messenger RNA from Wasmannia auropunctata (little fire ant), 5771 nucleotides. It is a transcript of the gene PNUTS, whose product is annotated as serine/threonine-protein phosphatase 1 regulatory subunit 10. The transcript has 10 exons. Gene Ontology annotation, molecular function: metal ion binding. Lineage: Eukaryota; Metazoa; Arthropoda; Insecta; Hymenoptera; Formicidae. Bases 663 to 4340 code for a protein of 1225 amino acids. The record is from RefSeq and is a predicted model, not a curated record.
CGUGCCAUCCUUUCCGGUUGACGUAUGCCGAUGGAAGUGGAGUCGUUGCAGAUAUUAAAUGGCACAUACAUUCGCGAUUGCCGUGACGUAAUUCCCGACUUGACGUUCCUCGUUGGAUUGACUAAAAUCGCAAACUAUUUGUCGUCACGCGAAACGCAACUCGCGAGUCCCGACACGCGUCUGACGUCGCGCCUCAUCGCGCUUUCGACCUUGCGCCUGACGCCAAUUUGACGCAUCCACGCAAUGCGCAAGAGCAGGACGUAGCCGGGCGUCGAGCUGAUCGUCAUGGCAUUUCCGCCUUGGUCGUCGGUUAGCAGCAGGUUUUUAGGCAGGCAGUCAGAUGGCAAAGGGUACGGCGGAACGUGAGCGGAUCACAAAUGAGGGAGUAGCGUAGCCGCGCGGCUCGGAUGCGACAGGAGGAGAAGUCCCACGAGAGCAGCUGGCGAGCAGCGGCGGACCGACUGUUCCGACUGUUCAUUCUAGUUCAGGGAAAUUGCAUAUUGCGAUAUGUCCAAUUUCCUGCCUAUCACCCAUCGUGAACAUUUAAUUUCCGUAAAAAGGAUUUAAUUUUAAUCGAAUAAGCGCGAGCGUAGGAUCCCGCAUUCGAGGCCCGGUUCACGUCCGAUGUGAUGAAAAUGCGUUAAAACCUGAACGUCAGCAAAAUGCCACGUAUAGAUCCUCUAUCGUUACUCAAAUGCCUUAGCGUUUUAUUGGGUCCAACAGGAGGUAUUAAGAGUAAAGAAGAAGUUCAUCGAUUAGCUAAUUUAAUGACAAAAUUUUCAAAGAAGCUUGUUUCAAAAUGCAUUUAUAUACAAAUAUUGAAAACCACUAAUACGGACUUGCUUAGUCAAUUUAUGAGCGCUGGAGGAUGGAAUCUCAUUCACACGUGGCUCACUGAUGGCAUUCUUGCCAAGAACUGGGCCCUCAUUCAAGAACUCCUCGAACUUCUGCUGCUCUGUCCAGUAGAUAUCGAACGGUUGAAGAGUAACAAUUGUCCAAAGUUGAUUAAGGGUUUGUCGAAGGAAGGUAGUCACCAAGGUGUUCGGACAUUGGCCAGUCGACUCGUGGAACAAUGGCUGAAAAUUGUAAAGGGAGAAGCGGCGCCGAACUCGGUGCCAGCUCAAAUCAUGACGGUUCCAGGGCAGUCAAAUGCCACCGUUGGCCAAACCGCCAUCAUAGCAUCACAGCAGCAGCAGCAGCACUCUGCGAACAAUCAGCAAGGUGUAGAUGCUGUCGAAACUGCAACUGUUCACAUGCAGGACUUCAAACUUGCGCAGUCUACCGCGAGUAUUUCAAUAAAUCAGCAAGAUCAAGAGAAGCAGCAACAAACACUGCAGGAAAGGUUACAACCGCAAACGGUGCAAGUCGUCGGCAAGGCUCAGCAGGUACAACAGCAAGUAACGCAACAGCAAUGUAAAAAGCAGCAAUUUGUUGUUUUACCGACGGGUUCGUCACUGCCUGUUUAUAAGAUCACUAUUCGCGAUGGCAAUCAGGUCCUCGCGAAGGUAGAGACGGACGCUGCAAAUAUAAGUAACGUCCUGAAUGCAACGGGUACGGACAGUGAACACAUCCUGAAUGUUCAGCAGGAGGUGAGAUCGGAAGUGGACGAGUUUGACGAGACGGAAGAAAAUAGCAGUGCGACUGGUGGUCGAGACGAUGUAAUAGAUGUUGUACAUACAGACGAUUCCGGACACGUUCCUAGUGAAGUGAAACAAAUUGUAGUUAGUUCUAAAGACAAUCAGGAUGAAGGUGUUAAAAGUAAAGACUCUAAGGACAUUAUCAGUAGUGAUAGCGGUAAAUCUAGUGACAAAGAAAAUAGAGAUUCUCAUAAAAAAGAUGAUAAAAAGUCAAGUAGUAGUUCCGACAGUAAGAAAAGUAGCGGCCAUCAUCACAGUUCGUCUUCGUUAUCGUCGUCUAAGAGCUCUAAGCAUGGCACGAGUUCUAGCGCACAUCGCAGCAGCUCCACAUCCCAUAGAUCCAGUAGCCACCGUUCGGGUUCUAGUAGUAGUAGUUCCAAAAACUCCAGCUCCAGCAAAGACAGGUCUUCCAAGGAUAAGGACAAACAUCACUCCAGCUCAUCCAGCAAGCACAGUUCAAAUAGGAGUAAAUCCGAGCGAGACAAGGAGCGGGAGAAGGAGAAGGAGAAACAGAAGAAGGAUCAGGCGGAGAAGGACAAGGCGACACUGGAGAAGGUGCAAGGUCAGGCCUUGAGCUCUAAGAUGGGCAAGAUACCGAAGAAGCGAACGGAAGAUGAGAAGUCGGGCGACGCGAGGAAGUCCUCGACGGAGUCGCGCGACAGCUCGAAGGAGAAUAAAGAGAAGACGGAUUCGAAGAAGGACGCCGUUGCAGCGAAGCUCAUUGCCGAGAAGAAGAACAUUUCCAUAUCCAUUGAGAAUAGAAAGAAUAGCCAGGACUCGGGGAUGCGACCGAAGACGGUGAAGACCUUUAAUUCGAAAUUCAGAUCUACGGGCCUAGAGGAAGAAGUAAAACCACCACCACCCAGAUCGAAGAAGGCGGCUCCGGUUGUUGACAAGAAGAUUCUGCCUCCAAAAAUACCUUUGAAGAGACCAUCGCCGUUGAGAGACGUUCCACUGGCGGAAAAACGUAUGAAGGUAUCACUGGAUUCACCAACAACCCCACCAAGCGAUGAGAAAAAGGGAGGGAUUAAGCUGAUUCCACCAAAACCUAAACCGAUGAUGCUGCAAGAGAGCGACAUGUUCAUGGAUGCUCUUACUGCGUCUACCAAAAGCAAGGAGCCGAGGAAGCGUAAGCGGAGAGCUUCUAUCACGAAGGACGGGACCACGGAAGCUAAAAAGCAGGAAAUCGCUAACGCCGACAAUCAACGCGAGAGCACACCACCACCUACUUCGCCCUCGAAUGCCGAAGAGAAAUCGCCGGUUGCUCUCAAACCCAAUUUCAAGUUCUAUCAAGACACGCUGGAAAUAGAAGAAGACAAAGAUCAAAGAGAAAAAGAAAGUGGCGAGGAGGAAUCGAGGAAGGAUAAAGAUCAGAUACUGGAUGAGGAGAAAGAUAAUAGAGACGAUGAUGAAAUUGGAAGUAACACACCGACGCCCGAGGACGAUGUGGAAGAUAUCAAAGAUGUAGAUUCACCAGAAGAUUCGUCUUCGAUAAUUUCGGAUUCGGCGAAAAAGGAUGGAUCCUAUCCCGAAAUACGAUAUGUGGACGGACUUAAAAGCGUUCUGCUACUUCAGAAACGUAAAGGGCCGAAAAAGGUUUUGAAGUGGAAGGCAGAUUUAGAAUCUAUACGUUACUUCGAAUUGGACGAAACGGAAAGAGUUAAUGUGACAAAGACGUUUACUGAUAUGAAGCAGAUGGAGAAGCAAAACGAGAGGGAGGCAUUCCAAAUGGCCAGAAAAUUAAAUAGUGAAGAUGUAAUGGAGGAGAAAACGAGAUGGAAACCUUUAACUCCGAUUGAUCUACCGCCUCCGUUAGUGGAGCCUGGCAAGGACAGCAAGGAAAAGGAUAUCCAAUAUGCUCGCGAGAAGGGCAUUCUCCAAGCUCUUUACUUUAAUCGAAGCAUGAUUCCAGACUCUGCGGCUGAACCCGAUGAAGAGCGGCACGUAAUGACUGACCCUAAAAUAAUACCGUUAGAAGAUCUCACAGGUAAUAAAGAGAGCGAAAAGGACUUCACAGCGAUACCGUGGCCGGAACCUAAGCCACAGCCUCCGCAGCCAUCGACUGUAACGACGUUCCACUAUCCGACGACGUAUCCGCACAACCAGCAAGGGAUGAUGACAGCUAUGGGACCCCAAUCGACAAUGGGCCCCAUGCCGCAAAUACCCCAGCAGAUGAUGGCUCCCACGCACAUGGCUCCCAUGUCUCAGGAGAUGGCAGGGCCGAUACCGGCCACCGGCGGUGGUGGUUGGAGAACGGGCGACGGUAAAGUCCUCGUGCCGGACGUCAGUAUGAAUCCGAUGGCAAACAUGUCGGGUGGUUUCAAUCAGGGGAUGGAGGGUGGUCCCAUGGUACCACCGGGAAUGAUGGGACCACCCCCCAUGUACCCCAAUCAAGAGGGCUAUGGCAUGAUGUGCCCGGAUGACAUGGGAUACAAUAACUUCCAAGGUCCGCCCGGGCCGAUGUACGGUCCUGGGCCUAACUUUCCGGGUCCGAGGGGCGCCCAUAUGCACAACAGAGGUAGAGGUGGUCCCGGCUGGGGAUACCGCGGGCCUGUCAGAGGCGGUUGGAGAGGUGUCGGCGGUGGAUGGCGAGGAAGUGGAAAACAGCCACCGGUAUGUAGACAGUUUUCGAAAAACGGUUAUUGCCGAGUCGGUGACAAAUGCCAAUAUCUUCAUCCCGGUGUAAACUGUCCGCCGUUUUAAAAAAAAAAGUGGGAAGUGGCCGGAACAGUGAUACCGACAAUUAAAUUGGAUAGUGAUUUAAUGUACUGAUUGAGUGAUAUCGAAAAAUAUCUUAAAUUGGAGGUACCCAAAAAGUGACGAAGGAGAAGAAGAAGGGACUUACUUUGCGGCGUUUUAAUGAUAUAUGUAUGGUACCGAUGUUUUUCAAUCUGGGAUUCUGGGGUCAUAUCGACGAGAAUUGACUUGGAAAGCAGAUUGAAGUGUGCCCACCAACAUAUAAAACACCCAAAGUGAAAAAAGUCGUAAUAUCACAUUCAUUGUGCAAUUUUUUUUACGCAUUUUGCAUGACUACAUGAGUAAUAUUUCUAUCUGAUAAUACUCGAUGAGUUCAACAAGUUCUUCAACAAGUUAUAUGUAAAUAUGAUGACGUUUUUAAUGAAUGCAGUAUAAAGUUGUCACAGCAUUCGAUAUGGUCGAUCAUACUCGCAAAAUUGUAAAAUUUAAUUGUAACGAUACCAAAUUCAUAUCGGCUGCUGGACAGCAAGAUUAUUUCCAAAUGGCUCAAUUUGGGAAGAUUACUAACAUAAUCUUCUUUUUGGUUCCUUCAAAUCAUAUAUAUCUUUGUAAUUAUACGAUGCAUUUGAGUAUAAGAUUUCCCCCUCCCCCUUUUUUUCAUCUUCCUUUACAUAUAUAUUUACUAUUAUAUGAGGCCAUUACCGAGAUUAUGGUUAUUUAAUACAUUUUUGAAGUGCGAUUCAAAAAAAUUGCAGAUAAAGAUAAAUCGAUCGAAUUAUAUUAAAGUGACAGCUGAAGUGUUCUAUACACAUACACAUUCUUGAAAUGUUAUUGAGAAUUAUGCUGUACAUUGUCACUGCUUCGUACGUAAAAUAAUAGAAUUCUGAGAGGCAACUAAUAUCCUAUAGUGAAAUUCCUAAUAGAAAAGGAAUUUCAAUACGACAAGCUCAUACUUUUGAGCAUGGUGCUGCGUCCUGCUAGAAGCGAAAGUCUAACAAGAAAAAAAAAGAUGCAAACAAGUUCAUACUUUUUUUAUCGUAAUAUUAAUAAUUUUUAUGUGUAGAUUCCUUGUAAAUAUGUUUGCAUAAUAUAUACAUAAGUAGAUUAUUCUCUAUAUAAUAAGACUGUUAGAUUUAGUUCUGUAAUAAUGAGGAGACCGGAGCGGUAAAAUAUUUAAUGGGAAACAUAUGUACACACGUCCUAAUUAAAGUAGAAUAAUCGGUCGGAAUAUUGCUCCAACUAAUUUCCCCAAGUUUGAUGUACAAAAUCAUGUAACGAUUCUUUGUAACUUAUAACCGUCGUGGUAAUGCAAAUUUUUUACCGUGUAAGAUGGUGGAUUACACCUUUUUGUAUAUGAUUGAUCGUUAUGUUUGUAUAUAUAAACAAUGUUGUAUAAGCGUUGCUUGAAAAUACACCAGUCAUAAUUAUUUUUUAAAA